Molecule: messenger RNA, 678 nt
Organism: Chenopodium quinoa (quinoa)
Lineage: Eukaryota; Viridiplantae; Streptophyta; Magnoliopsida; Caryophyllales; Amaranthaceae
Exons: 2
Coding region: 1-678 (225 amino acids)
Source: RefSeq, a predicted model, not a curated record
AUGGGAGAUCUUAUGAAAAGACAAUUCAGCAUCCUAGAUUUAUCUGGAAAGAAAUUUUUGGAAAGGAAAGUGGAUGCCAUGAUGAAUUUAAAAGCUCAAGGGUUGGAGCACACUGUUAAAGAUAAUAAAAGUCCCUCUGGUCAAACAAUUGAUACUACCACUUCUACAAUGAUGGUUGAAAAACCUGUUACUGAACAAGAAAAGGCAAAAGUCUUAGUGUUACUAAGGCAUCAUUUACAUGAAGACCUUAAAACUAAGUACAUGAUGGAUUUCAAAUCCGUAAUUGAUUACAGUUCAACCAUGCAUGAGAUAGUAUCUAUAUUGAGAUACUGUGAUCAUUCAGUCAUCGAUGAACAGAUGAUUGAAAAAACACUCACUACCUUUCAUGCAAGCAACAUACUGUUGCAAGAACAAUAUCGUGAAAGAGGUUUUAAAAAGUUUAAUAAAUUAAUGAGUGUAUUGCUUGUUGCGGAACAAAAUAGUGAUCUUUUGUUGAAAAAUCAUAAUCUUAGACCAACUAGGUCUUUGGCCACUCAUCAUGAGGCAAAUGCAACAAGUUCUUAUCCACCCGAGACAAAUGCUACACGAAGAGGUGGACGUGGAAAUUACAAUGGCCGUGGAAAUUAUCGCGGACGAGGCCAAGGAAAGGAAAAGACACAUGUUACAGAUGUGUCAUGA